This is a messenger RNA of Protopolystoma xenopodis, 282 nucleotides long. NCBI's taxonomy places the organism in Eukaryota, Metazoa, Platyhelminthes, Monogenea, Polystomatidea, Polystomatidae. The record is from the annotation of a GenBank genome assembly.
AUGCUAUUGGUCACUUCUGAGUCAACAAAUGAGGAUCUUCCUGCUUCCCUUUCUCGGUGUCAAGGUGGCAUUUCGCCUGUGACACCGGGCCUGUAUGUGCAUGCACGACAAUCUGUUUGCGUGCCCGUAUGUUGGUGCGGCUACUGCUGGCAAAGCGGCACGUUUUCGCGUGUCGGUUUGGCCCCGAGCUCCGGUCCCGUGGUCUGGGUCCCAGUCGGAUUAGGAGAGGUCGUGGUGGCACAACUACAAAUUGCCGUCUCUACUACGACGCUCCGGGCCUAG